This is a messenger RNA of Gymnogyps californianus (California condor), 1014 nucleotides long. It is a transcript of the gene DTWD2, whose product is annotated as DTW domain containing 2. The record is from RefSeq and is a predicted model, not a curated record. The transcript has 6 exons. Lineage: Eukaryota; Metazoa; Chordata; Aves; Accipitriformes; Cathartidae. The coding region runs from base 1 to 834 and encodes 277 amino acids.
AUGGAACGGGGCAGCGCGGCGGCCGGCAGCGGCGUGGCCCCGGCCCCGGCCCCGGCCCCGGCGCGGAGCGAGGAGGGCGAGGAGCACGAGGGCUGCGCGGGCCUGUGGGAGCUGCCGGUGGAGCGCUGCGAGAGGCGGCCGGAGUGCGGGCGCUGCAGCCGUCCUCAGAAGGUGUGUUUAUGUCCAUUCCUGCCAAUACAUCCACUAAAGGUCUCCACCUGCUUGUAUAUAAUUCAGCAUCCAGCAGAGGAAAGUCGGGUGUUAAGGACGGUACCUUUGCUAGCAGCUUGUCUCCCUCCAGACAAAUGUAAAAUUUUGGUUGGUCGACGUUUUAGUGAAGACAGGUAUCCUGAAUUAGCAACUGUGUGCAGAAAUCAAAAUACUCUAAUUUUGUAUCCUGGAGCUGAAGCAACCAAUUUGGAGGAAGUUGCUGUGAUGUCUUCUAGUCCAUCUGUUAUGAUCAUCAUCGAUGGAACAUGGAGUCAGGCUAAAGAUAUAUUUUACAAAAAUUCUCUCUUCCGGCUUCCCAAGCAGGUGCAGUUAAAAACCAACAUUUCAAGUCAAUAUGUAAUUCGUACACAGCCAACAAACACCUGUCUGUCUACACUUGAAUGUGCAGCUGUUGCUCUUACUAUCAUGGAAAAAAAUCAGAGUAUACAAGAGACUAUACUCCGUCCACUUCAAGCUUUGUGCUCUUUCCAGCUUCAGCAUGGUGCCCAGAUCCAUCACAGCAAGGAGCAUCUUCUCAAAAAUGGCUUAUAUGACAAGCCAAUGCCAAAGAAUAAGCGCAAACUCAGAAGAAUGGAGCUUUUGGUGAAUAAUGUUAAAAUAUAAGAAAACUGUACUGAUAGUACAGUGGGCUUUAUUUGCAGCUAGCAAAUGAAUAUGAAUCUGGAUUUAAUCCAAACAGUUGACUGUACUGUAAUAAAACAACUUUUAGGCCCUUCAUAGGCAAGAGUUUAUCUACCAGUGUGACAAGCUGUAAUGGACAAGCUUUUUCAUUUUUGCAGUAGG